GCGUCCAUUCGAUUCUCGUAGGGGUUAACUUUUCCAUCAACAACCCAAUAUACAUAAAUUCUAAAAAGUCCAACUUAGUGUUCGCGUUUUCUAAUAAAACAUGGUCAAUAUUUAUAUUUUGCCUUGCAAGAUAUUGAAAAUGCACACGUUCCGACAAAUUACUUUGUAUUAAGUGACAAAAAUACCUGCUUUGUGGAAGAGAAUUUGUGGCAUUUUCGCGCGUAAUUUCGGCGCUCGAACUGAAAAAUUGCGCGCCAACCCGGCUCUCACGAUCUUAAGGUCCAUUAUCGUCGUGUUACGUGUAGAAACGACUAAAUCUGCCGGCUGGGGAAAAUUAGCACGUGUGAAAUUUUCGUCAAAAUUUGCCAAUUUGAUCUGUUUUUGUGCCAAAAUUCAUCCAGGUCUGAAAAGGUGUUGACGAUCUUCGUUGAAAUCUGCUCGUUAGAUCCCCUUUGUUAGAGUCAACACGUUACUGUUUCCUUGGCAACUUAAUCCAUCGGGAUGGAUAUCACAACUGCCGUACCCGACCUCAGCUGGGCGACCUCCAUGCUCUCAGGCACCGGAACCGUCGGACCCAUGGACAUGACCCCGUACGUCUGGACCCUAGUUGUGGGUUUCCUCAUCUCUUUCGUCCUGGCUUUCGGUCUGGGCGCCAACGACGUCGCAAACUCCUUCGCCACCUCGGUGGGCUCGCGGGUGCUGACGCUGCGCACGGCAUGCAUCCUGGCUUCCUUCUUCGAGACGGCGGGGGCGGUGUUGCUGGGGGCGAAGGUCUCGGACACCAUCCGCAAGGGCAUCUUUGACGUGUCGCUGUACGAGGGCAUGACGGAGACCCUGAUUGUGGGUCAGAUUGCUGCACUGGGAGGAGCCUGCAUUUGGUUGCUAGUGGCAACCUACUUCAAGCUGCCUGUUUCCGGCACUCACAGCAUCGUGGGAUCCAUGAUUGGUUUCCACCUCGUCGUGUUUCAGACGGAGGGCGUUAACUGGAGCAAGUUUGGUCUCAUCAUUGCAUCCUGGUUCAUUUCUCCGUUGUUGUCGGGCCUCAUGUCUGCCAUCAUCUUCCUUCUCUACAAGAAGUUUGUUCUGGACAAGGAUGAGCCCUUGGAGCCUGGUCUGAAGGUCCUCCCCAUCUGCUACACUCUGGUGCUGCUUGUCAACGUGUUCUCCAUUACCUUCGAUGGUCCCGAAUUACUAGGAAUGAACAAUGUGCCUGUUUGGGGAACCUUCAUUAUAAGUCUGGGUGUUGGACUCAUCACUGGGCUGAUUGUGUGGUUUCUGGUCGUCCCGCGAUUGAGGAAAAACCUGCAAGGGGCUGAUAGUAAAUUCUCGGCACUACCAAGCGUCAGCCUGGAGGACGUCAAGAUUGAACCAGAUGUCACCAUUGAAAUGAAAGAGAGCAUCCCUGGAAAAGAAGAGCCUUUGAACCCAGAGAAGACGGACAUCGCUGCACUUGAUGAGAAACUUCGAGUUGUUGACAUUGAGAAAGCUGCAGCUGCCAAUGUUGAGAAAGAACCAAUGAUGAUAAUGAACGCUGAACUGGACUUAUCCUGCGACACCAACAACACUUCCCUUCAGUCCUCGCAAGACCUCAGCUUCUUCCAACGGUUCAUGCUGCGGACAGGGUGGCGUAAGAUUGAGAGCGCUAGCACCACGCCCGGCAGCGCCACGCCCGACUCGCUGCGCUCCUCCACCAGCAGCAGCACCCCUCCCAGGAGAAACCUUGAGGCGUGGAAGAGCGUAGUGGAUCCUCCCGAGGUGGCCAAGCUCUGCAGUCCCUUGCAGAUUCUGUCGGCUGUCUUCGCUUCGUUUGCCCACGGCGGAAACGACGUGUGUAAUGCCGUGGGUCCUCUCGUUGCGCUGUGGUCUAUCUACCAGUCCGGGGGCGUUGGCCAGAAGCAGAGCACGCCCAUUUGGAUCCUGUUCUACGGCGGGCUGGGCAUCACUAUUGGGUUGUGGGUGCUAGGCCGUCGAGUCAUUGAGACAGUUGGCGACAGGCUGACCCCCAUCACUCCAUCCAGCGGUUUCACCAUCGAGCUGGGCGCUGCCACCACCGUCCUUGCAGCCUCCAAGCUAGGCAUCCCCAUCAGCACUACCCACUGCAAAGUGGGCUCUGUCUUUGUCAUCGGCCUUGUCCGCUCCCGUGCUUCGCUAGAGUGGAAAAUGUUCCGUAAUAUCUUCCUGGCCUGGAUAGUCACGCUACCCAUCACAGGAGGCAUUAGCGCGAUACUCAUGCUUAUUCUGCAAAACGUCGUAUGAUAAACAGCCCCUUAGCUAGCCCUCCCUGUACAAAUUAAUUUUUUUUCUCAAGAAUUCCUCCAGUUUUAGUCGUUAAAAUGCAGGUUUUUAGCAGAACACACUGUAAUAUUUAAGUGAAACUUUUGUACAGUAUUCUUUCUGCAAUUUGCUGUGUGUAUGAUCUAUAGAUCUCUCUCAUAGGACACCAUCUUA
Messenger RNA from Patiria miniata (bat star), 2448 nucleotides. Its product is annotated as sodium-dependent phosphate transporter 2-like. Gene Ontology annotation, cellular component: membrane. Bases 502 to 2256 code for a protein of 584 amino acids. Lineage: Eukaryota; Metazoa; Echinodermata; Asteroidea; Valvatida; Asterinidae. The record is from RefSeq and is a predicted model, not a curated record. The transcript is spliced from 11 exons. Gene Ontology annotation, molecular function: phosphate transmembrane transporter activity. Gene Ontology annotation, biological process: phosphate ion transmembrane transport.